CUGUUAGGGAUGUUCCCACUAUCUGGAAAAAAGAUCAUCUUUGACAGCUUCCCUGACCCCUCGGACACUUGGGAAAUUAUUGAAACUAUUGGGAAAGGCACGUAUGGCAAAGUCUUCAAAGUAAUCAACAAGAAAAAUGAAAGCAAAGCUGCAGUUAAAGUUCUUGACCCAAUCUAUGAUAUUGAUGAAGAAAUUGAGGCUGAAUACAACAUCCUCCAGGCUCUAUCGGAUCAUGAGAAUGUUGUCAAGUUCUACGGAAUGUACUUCAAGAAGGAUGUAAAGAACGGAGAUCAGCUCUGGCUUGUGCUGGAGUUGUGCAAUGGAGGGUCUGUCACCGAUCUUGCCAAAGGCUUAUUGAAACGAGGUGAAAGAAUGAAUGAAAUGAUUAUUGCCUACAUCCUGCAUGAAGCCUUGAUGGGGCUUAAACAUUUGCACAACAACAACACCAUUCAUCGUGACAUCAAGGGCAAUAACAUCCUAUUAACAACAGAGGGAGGCAUCAAACUUGUGGAUUUUGGUGUUUCAGCUCAGUUAACUAGCACUUGCCUUCAACGCAAUACAUCUGUUGGAACCCCCUUCUGGAUGGCCCCAGAGGUAAUAGCUUGUGAGCAGCAGCUGGAUUCCUGUUAUGAUUCACGUUGUGAUGUCUGGUCUUUGGGCAUCACUGCCAUUGAACUCGGAGAUGGAGAUCCACCACUGGCUGAUCUACACCCAAUGAGGGCACUUUUCAAAAUACCCAGGAAUCUGCCCCCGAAACUGCAUCAGCCAGAGCUCUGGACAGAAACGUUUAAUAACUUUAUAAGCAAAUGCCUCAUUAAAGACUUUGAGCAGCGUCCAACUGUCUCUGACCUUCUGGACCACCCCUUUAUGAAACAGAUCAAAGGCAAAGAGAAAACCCUGCAGAAACAAUUAAUGGAGCUCAUAGAUCUUCAGCAGCAAAUGGGCAGCGUGGAAAAGAUCAGGCAUGAACGUAUCCACACAAAGAAAGGUCAGCACACGAGGAAUAGCGGCGGCUCAAACCUAGAUAACGUGGACGAUCUUGCUACGCUGGAAGUGUUAGACGAAAAUACAGUCACAGAACAGCUGCAAAAGCGCUACAGUCAGGAACAGAUAUACACUCAUGUCGGAGAUAUCCUUAUCGCUGUUAACCCAUUCCAGAAACUGGACAUCUACUCCUCCGAGGAUUCCAAGUUGUACAUUGGAGCUAAACGCACUGCCAAUCCACCCCACAUCUUUGCUGUGGCAGAUAUUGCUUACCAGGCAAUGGCUACUUACAAUACAGAUCAGUGCAUUGUGAUCAGUGGAGAAAGUGGAGCUGGGAAAACGGAAAGCGCUCACUUCUUAGUCCAACAGCUCACUGUUCUGGGAAAGGCCAAUAACAGAACAUUGCAGGAGAAAAUCCUUCAGGUUAACAACCUGCUGGAAGCAUUCGGGAACGCCAGUACCAUUAUCAAUGAUAACUCCAGCAGGUUUGGCAAAUAUUUGGAAAUGAAAUUCACCUACGGGGGGACGGUGGUGGGAGCACAGAUCUCCGAAUAUCUGUUGGAGAAGUCGAGAGUCAUCAACCAGGCUUCAGGGGAGAAAAAUUUCCAUAUUUUUUACUAUGUCUACGCUGGCCUGGCACAGAAGAAGAAACUAGCACAUUAUAAGUUAUCUGAAAGCAAACCUCCAAGGUACCUUCAACACGAGAAAAUUAAAAUGAUGCAAGACAUUGUGAACAACACUUUCAACAAGACCCAGUUUGAAGCCAUUGAGCAAUGCUUCAAGGUCAUAGGAUUUGCAAUGGAGGAGCUGGGGAGUGUCUACAGUAUCCUAGCAGCCAUCCUGAAUGUUGGUAACAUCGACUUCAACUCAGUUGCAUCAGAGCACCAGACUGACAAGAGCAACAUAGUUAAUCCUGGAGCACUUGAAAAUGCUGCCUCGUUGUUGUGCAUCCGACCUGAUGAGCUGCAGGAGGCUCUGACCUCUCACUGCGUCGUGACUCGAGGAGAAACCAUUGUGCGUCCCAAUACUGUGGAGAAAGCCACUGAUGUCCGAGAUGCCACAGCGAAGACUUUGUACGGUCGUCUCUUCAGCUGGAUAGUCAAUCGCAUCAAUACCUUACUGAAACCUGAGAAAGUUCUGAGCGAUGAUGAUGAAAAAGCCCUGAGUAUUGGAAUUCUUGAUAUUUUUGGCUUUGAGAAUUUCAAGAAAAACUCCUUCGAACAAUUGUGCAUUAACAUUGCCAACGAACAGAUUCAGUUCUACUUCAACCAACACAUCUUUGCCUGGGAGCAGAAUGAGUACCUAAAUGAAGACGUGGAUGCUCGUUUGGUUGAAUACGAAGACAAUCGGCCGCUGCUGGACAUGUUUCUGCAGAAACCCAUGGGUCUCCUCUCACUGCUGGAUGAAGAAAUUUGCUUCCCGCAAGCUACUGACCAGACACUUGUAGAAAAAUUUGAAGUCAACCUCAAAUCAAAGUACUUCUGGAGACCAAAACGAGUUGACUUAGGUUUCGGAAUUCAUCAUUACGCAGGAAAGGUCCUUUACAAUGCCAGUGGCUUCCUGGCAAAGAACCGGGAUACAUUGCCAGCGGAUAUAGUACUGCUACUGCGAUCAGCUGACAAUCACCUCACCAGGCAGCUUGUAACACAUCCGCUUACAAAAACAGGAAAUCUGGCUCAUACCAAGGGCAAAAGCAUUACCACAUGUCGUGUUCGAACUCCUCAACGUACACCAAACCAUUCGAAAAUGGAUGUCUUUGUAUUGUACAGUUGUUCUAACACUUGUGAGGGUGACAGCGGAGACUGUGCACAUUAUCCCAGAGAGACCACCAGCAUGAGAACACAAACUGUGGCCUCUUACUUCAGGUAUUCACUCAUGGACCUUCUCUCCAAGAUGGUGGCCGGUCUGCCUCACUUCGUCCGUUGCAUAAAACCAAACAACGACCGCCAGGCAAACAAGUUUGAUCGGGAAAAGGUGUUGGUGCAGCUUCGAUACACGGGAGUGAUGGAGACUGCACGGAUACGCAGGCAGGGAUAUUCACAUCGCAUCCUCUUUGCAAACUUCAUUAAAAGGUACUACAUUAUUGCUUUCAAAUCGAUCGAGGAGCCACAUGUGAGCCCGGACACAUGCAUUGCCAUUCUGGAGAAAGCUAAACUGGACAACUGGGUCCUUGGAAAAACCAAAGUGUUCCUGAAAUAUUACCACGUGGAACAGCUCAACCUAAUAAUCAAGGAAAUGGUGGACCGAAUAGUGCUGGUUCAAGCCUGGGUGAAAGGCUGGCUUGGAGCUAAACGCUACCGAAAGAUGCAAGGGAAGAGAGAGCAAAGUGCCAUGGUCCUUCAGUCAGCUUACAGGGGAUACAGAGUACGGAAAGACAACACAGUUGGAAAACACAAGUUAGAACAAACAAUCAUUAAACUUCAGGCCGCUGCAAGAGGAUACCUGGUCAGAAUGCAGUUCAGGAGAUUGUUGGAUGAACAGAAUAAUGCUGCAGUUAAGAUCCAGUCUCACUUCCGGGGCUACAAGGAUAGAAAGAGCUUCCAAAAGAAAAAGGAACAGAGGAGUAAAAUCCAUGCUGCAGAAGCAUCUCCAAAUGAAGAGCAAAGUAAAACGGAUGUGAUUACUGAAGAAGAGGUGAAGGAAAACGAAAAGGCAGUGGGUUCUGGAGAGGAACACUCCCAAGAGGAGGACGACGAGGGCACAAAAGCUGCUAUUGUGAUCCAGAGUAACUUCCGAGGAUACAAAGAGCGGAAACAACUCAAAGAGAAGCGCAUGUGUCAGGAGAGUGCAAAGGCAAAACCGCCAAUGGAGACCUCAGCGCCAAACGGUAGCACGACUGCAACUCCUGAAAAAGACGAGGUCAAAGCCGCAACGGUUCUUCAAAGCAACUACCGUGGCCACCGGGAGAGAAAGCGCCUGGAGGAUGAAGGGAGGAUUCCCCCGAGAACAAAAAAGGAGCAACAGCAAGAUAAACCCAAACAGCAAGAGGAAGGAGAGAUCCAAGAACAGAAUCAAUGCAGCAAACAAGAGCCAACCCAGGAAACAACAGAUGAGGAUGCCAAAGCUGCUAUUGUUAUCCAGAGUAACUACAGAGGGCACAUGGAAAGAAAGAGACUGCAACAGGAAAGGAAAGUACCGGCCAAAAUCAAUGCAAAGGCCGAACCGAGGGAAGAACGUAUCCAAGAGCCACUUCAGCUGGAAGAGGCGGAAACCAGUGAAGGCCAGGAUGAGUACAGAGCUGCCACAGUCAUUCAGAGCAACUUCAGAGGGCACCAGGAGAGGAAACGGCUGAAAGAAGAAGGGAAAUUAGGCAAGAAGAAAGAGGUGACCGAACCUAUUGUUACAACCACUGAGAAUCCUACACCUGAGGAGCUGGACAAUUGUAAUGAAGAAGAGGAAGCAGCAGUGAAGAUUCAAAGCAAUUUCAGAGGCUACAAGGAGCGAAAACAGAUUCAACAAUGCACUGAAAGAGAGGCACAAGAUCUCGCUACCUUUUCAAAACAGAUUACAAAACACUCCGAUGAAUUCUUGACCAUGCAGCAGAAGCUGAACGAAGUUAUCGCCUCGCACCUCCUGAAACCAACAAGCCACAAUUUGCACUCUGUGAAGAAGCAACCAAACGGGCGACCUUUAGCACAUUAUCAGCCAGGACUUGAUCAGAAACACCAAAGAACUCCAAGACGAACUCACCUCCCGAAGACAUUAAAUACACCUGAAGACAGCACCUAUUACAAUCUCAUUCAUAGGUCAGUUCAGGAUGGUAAACGAAGACUAAGGAAAGACAGCCAAGUAAAACUUCUGGACACUGAAGAUAGCUACUACAAGCAGAUUUCAUCGAGUGAUUCAUUCUCUAACGAAACAACAGACAGAAGAUCAUCUUCAGAAUUACCCUCUGCAACUCCCACUCGAUCCAACAGACUCUUGAUCGCAGAACUGCCAUCAGAAGAUAGUCAAGAUGAAGAUAAUCCAUAUGACUACAGGAAACUGCUUCGUAAAACAUCCCAAAGGCAUCGUCUUAUCAAACAGUUUUAG
Molecule: messenger RNA, 5016 nt
Organism: Callorhinchus milii (elephant shark)
Lineage: Eukaryota; Metazoa; Chordata; Chondrichthyes; Chimaeriformes; Callorhinchidae
Gene: myo3a
Product: myosin IIIA
Exons: 35
Coding region: 10-5016 (1668 amino acids)
Biological process (GO): protein phosphorylation
Cellular component (GO): myosin complex
Molecular function (GO): ATP binding; cytoskeletal motor activity; protein binding
Source: RefSeq, a predicted model, not a curated record